Lactuca sativa (garden lettuce) is the source of this 1243-nucleotide messenger RNA. Its product is annotated as polygalacturonase ADPG2. Gene Ontology annotation, molecular function: polygalacturonase activity. The record is from RefSeq and is a predicted model, not a curated record. Gene Ontology annotation, biological process: carbohydrate metabolic process. Lineage: Eukaryota; Viridiplantae; Streptophyta; Magnoliopsida; Asterales; Asteraceae.
AUGAAGAAAAAUAUGUUUCCAUUGAUGUUGCUUCUUGGUUUGGUUAGUGGUAUCGUUGCUUGGCCUAUUGAUGAAUUCAACGUCUUUAAUUAUGGAGCUAGUGGUUUUGGAGAAGUUGAUGAUUCUAAGGCAUUUGUGAAUGCAUGGAGAGAUGCGUGCAAUGUAGGAACACAUGACGCAAGAGUGAUAGUUCCUAAAGGGACUUUCUUGUUGAAUCCUCUCAUGUUUGUUGGACCGUGCAACCCCCAAAUCAUUCGUUUCGUGAUUUUUGGAAAAAUUAUCGCUCCAGGUGAACCAGAAGCAUGGAAUGGUCGUGAUUCAAGUCAAUGGAUAGCUUUUAAAAACGUAACAGGCCUUAAUUUGUAUGGAUCUGGCCUUAUAGAUGGACACGGAAUGCGUUGGUGGGACCAGUCAUGUCGAUAUCAUCCAGAAUUGGAGGGGUGCACCAAACUAGCACCAACGAUCUUCAAGUUUAUAUCAUGCAAGGAGAGCACAUUAAGAGACAUUCAUUUAGUUAAUAGCCCACAAACUCACGUACUCAUACAGUAUUCCAACGGGUUUAAUGUUGAUAAUGUGACGAUCCAAUCUCCUGAACAUAGCCCCAAUACUGAUGGCAUUCACAUCCACUCUUCUCAUUUUGUCAAAAUCACCAACUCAAUAAUUGGGACAGGUGAUGACUGCAUUUCAAUAGGGGACUACAUAUCAAACAUAGAUAUAGCCGAUAUACAUUGUGGACCAGGACAUGGUAUAAGUAUUGGGAGCUUAGGAAAGAAUAGAGAAGUUGUUCAUGUUGAGCACAUACACAUACGAGAUUCCACAUUGAAAGGAACCUCAAAUGGAGCUCGAAUCAAGACUUGGCAAGGAGGUCAAGGCAACGUUCGAAAUAUUACAUUCGAGAAUCUUGAAUUUGAUGCCGUAAAAAACCCAAUCAUCAUAGACCAAAACUAUUGUGACGUUCGUGGUAGAUGCAAAGAAGAGGAAACCGGCGUCAAAAUAAGCGAUGUGAUUUACAAGCAUCUUUAUGGCACAUCGUCUACCAAGAUUGCUAUCAAUUUAAACUGUAGUAAAUCCGUACCUUGCUCAAGGAUUACAAUGGACAAUAUAAACUUGGUGUCGGUUCAACAAGGUUACCCGGUGACUGCUAAUUGCACAAAUGCUAAAGGAACGGAAGUUGAAGUGAAUCCGGGACCAUGUUUAAGGAACUAGAUCUCAUCCACUAAGGGUUCAUGAGUUCAUCACAAAU